UGUUUGUGCUGACACGUCGUAAGCUUUUCCAAACCACUUCUGCUCAUACGUGUAAGUCUUCUUUCGCUGUAGAGCAAGAGACGGGCCGGUCACUUACGAACCAUGGCACCUAAAGGUAGCAGCAAACAGCAAUCCGAGGAAGACCUACUCCUCCAGGACUUCAGCCGAAACCUGUCUGCAAAGUCCACCGCGCUUUUCUACGGCAAUGCGCUAAUUGUGUCCGCAAUUCCCAUUUGGCUGUUCUGGAGGAUCUGGCACAUGGACCUGGUCCAGUCAGCGGUCCUGUAUGCAGUCAUGACCCUGGUCAGCACCUACCUGGUGGCCUUCGCCUACAAAAACGUCAAGUUCGUUCUCAAACACAAAGUUGCCCAGAAGCGAGAGGAUGCCGUCUCCAAGGAGGUGACCAGGAAACUCUCUGAGGCUGACAACCGCAAGAUGUCUCGCAAGGAGAAAGAUGAGAGGAUCCUGUGGAAGAAGAAUGAGGUAGCGGAUUAUGAGGCCACCACCUUCUCGAUCUUCUAUAACAACACUCUGUUCCUGGUCCUCGUCAUCAUCGCCUCCUUCUUCCUGCUCAAGAACUUCAACCCCACAGUUAACUACAUCCUGUCCAUCAGUGCCUCAUCUGGUCUCAUCGCCCUACUGUCCACUGGAUCCAAGUAAAGGAGGAAAGAGAGAAAGAAUCUGAGAAGAGGGAAUGGGGUUGGGGUCAGGGGUCAGGGAGGGCUGGGGUGAAGCUGGGGGAUAGGGAGGAUAAUAAAAUAAUUCACAUUUCAGCUGUAAGUCUUCAUGAAAUUCAGGAUGUCACUCCAGGUCUGUCCUUCGCCUUUUGUACUAAUUCAUUAAAGUGGCCAGAUCAAGAA
Molecule: messenger RNA, 860 nt
Organism: Coregonus clupeaformis (lake whitefish)
Lineage: Eukaryota; Metazoa; Chordata; Actinopteri; Salmoniformes; Salmonidae
Gene: ssr3
Product: signal sequence receptor, gamma
Exons: 5
Coding region: 103-660 (185 amino acids)
Biological process (GO): SRP-dependent cotranslational protein targeting to membrane
Cellular component (GO): endoplasmic reticulum; membrane
Source: RefSeq, a predicted model, not a curated record